UGAUUUGAAAAUAUUGGCGCGGCUUAAGACGCCCAAUACCGUUUAGCCAAGGCGAGGCGGGAACGAGUAAAGAAGAAAAAUAACGCUAAGGAGCGUCAGGUUUGGGGCGUCUUGUAGUUUGAAAAUGUUGGCGCGAAAGAAGCCGCCCAAUAGCGUUUAGCUGCCGCGUGGACGGCCGUCCAAUGGGAGGCGGGCACAUCCAAGCCGCCCAGUGGGCGGAGAGCAGCUCCAAUGCAGAAAAGCGCCGCGCUGUGCGCGCGACCUUAUUCUGUCUUUUACAGAGAAGAGCACAGUUUACUGCCAUGGCGAGAACCAAGCAGACCGCCCGUAAGUCCACCGGUGGCAAAGCCCCGAGGAAGCAGCUGGCUACCAAGGCUGCCCGCAAGAGCGCUCCGGCCACUGGCGGCGUCAAGAAGCCUCACCGUUACAGGCCCGGUACCGUGGCUCUCCGCGAGAUCCGCCGCUACCAGAAGUCCACAGAGCUGCUGAUCCGCAAGCUGCCCUUCCAGCGCCUGGUGAGGGAGAUCGCUCAGGACUUCAAGACCGAUCUCCGCUUCCAGAGCUCUGCCGUCAUGGCCCUGCAGGAGGCCAGCGAGGCUUACUUGGUGGGUCUGUUCGAGGACACCAACCUGUGCGCCAUCCACGCCAAGAGAGUCACCAUCAUGCCUAAGGACAUCCAGUUGGCCCGCCGUAUCCGCGGAGAGCGCGCUUAGAUUCAGCGGAGCGACCACAACUUCCUCAAACACCCAAAAGGCUCUUUUAAGAGCCGCC
This is a messenger RNA of Pygocentrus nattereri (red-bellied piranha), 771 nucleotides long. Its product is annotated as histone H3-like. The record is from RefSeq and is a predicted model, not a curated record. NCBI's taxonomy places the organism in Eukaryota, Metazoa, Chordata, Actinopteri, Characiformes, Serrasalmidae. Gene Ontology annotation, cellular component: nucleosome. Gene Ontology annotation, molecular function: DNA binding; structural constituent of chromatin; protein heterodimerization activity. Bases 183 to 713 code for a protein of 176 amino acids. The transcript has a single exon.